UAGCCAUUUUUAAAUCAACGUGAUAAGUUUCAGGUAAACAAGGAUUUAAUUCAUGCACGUUCAUGUAUGUCCUAGAGCAGAAAAAUUUCUUUUACUGUAUCUGUACGUGAUAUUCAUUGGCAAACAUUUAAACGAUGAUAAAAUUAAUAUUUAAGGUGAUGUAGUUCUUAUACCGUCUGGUAGUCGUGAAAGUAUCUACGCGGUUCAAAGCACAGUAGUUUGUUUGUUAAAAUUAAUAUAAAAUGGAAACGUUGGAAAUCGACGAUGAACGAACUCAUUCUAUAAAAUUGCCAAGUGCUGUUGAAGUGUUUGCAAAUUUAAAAAAUGCUCAAAAAUUCGCGAUCGACAUUGGCUUAUCUUUGACAAAAAUAGCUUAUUAUUCAACGAUUAGUUAUCGUAAGGCAUUGUAUGAGGAUACAGGCUUAGGAAAUAGUGGAGAACGUGCAUACAGAGUUCAUGAAGGCAAUAGACUUCACUUUGUUAAGUUUGAAACCAGAUACAUUGAAAAUUGUUUGGAUUUUGUAAAGGAGAAUUUAGUAAAUGUUGAGAGGUUUUAUGGUAAAAACAUUAAAGUGACUGGUGGAGGAGCAUAUAAAUAUAAUGCUUUGUUACAAGAAAAAUUAGGUUUAAUAGUUGAUAAAGAAGAUGAAUUUGCAUGUUUAAUAAAAGGCUGUAAUUUUUUACUUAAAAAUAUAUCUUGUGAAGCAUUUGAAUUUGAAAGACAUGGGAAUCCUGAAUAUAAAUUUCAAAAAGCUGAUCCUAAUAUAUUUCCAUAUAUGUUAGUAAAUAUUGGUAGUGGUGUCAGUAUUCUUAAAGUUGAAUCUGAUAAAGUGUUUGAAAGAGUUGGUGGUACAGCUACAGGAGGUGGAACAUUUUGGGGAUUAGGUUGUUUGCUUACGAAAAGAAAGGGCUUUGAUGAAUUGCUGCAACUUGCAGAAAGGGGAGAUCACCGUAAUGUUGAUAUGUUAGUGAAGGAUAUUUAUGCAGGCGAUUAUUCCUCACAAGGUUUAUCUGCAGAUCUUAUUGCAUCUUCUUUUGGCAAGGUUACUUAUAAUGAUAAAGGAAGACCAAAGUAUUCUGAGGCAGAUCUUGCUAGAAGUCUUUUAUUUACUGUAAGCAAUGACAUUGGACAAAUAGCAAGUUUAUAUGCAACUGUACAUAAAAUGGAUAAAGUUUACUUUGGUGGUUACUUUCUUCGUAACCACCCUCUAUCAAUGCAUACUAUUUCAUAUUCUAUCAAAUAUUGGUCGAAUGGUAAGGUAAAACCUCUUUUCCUUCGUCAUGAAGGUUAUCUUGGUGCAAUUGGGGCCUUUUUGUAUGGUGCUGAACAAUCUGAUGAAUAUAGUUGGCUGGAAAAUUAUGCAGGGUCUUCAGGAUUUAAAGAUUCAAUAUCUACGAAUCUUGGAAUUAAAGUAGAUCAGUUGGAAAUUGAUCAAGCAGAAACUGCUGUAACAUUUUGUCCACUUUUGAAAGAUCCUGCAUCUUACAAUCCUGAUACAACUGAUCUUGCUGAGGAUAAAGAAGCAAGAGAUUAUUGGCUUCAGUGUCUUGAAGAAUCAGUGGAUAAAUUUGUGGCCAAAGCUAUUCACAGUCAGCCACAUAGUCCAACUGCAAAAGAUAGAGCAACAAAACUGAAGGAAAAAUAUGUUAACAGAUUGCAUUAUCUACAUCUUCAACCAUUUGCUUAUGGAACACUUACAGUCAGAGUAUUAUUGGAUACUAUUGAACACUGCAUGAAGGAAUUCGAUUUUCCUGAUCCAUAUCUACAUCAAAAGAAAAAGGAGAAUGAAGAAGCCUUAACAUAUUUAAAAAGUCGUAUAACAGUUCUCGAUGAAUUGGAAGGUGCGGAAAAAAUAAAAGCUUUGAUUCUGGGAGUUCUGAGUGGUAAUAUGUUUGACUGGGGUGCACAAGCUGUUGCAACUUUAAUGGAGACAACAGAUUUUGGUUUUGCUGAAGCUCAAGCAAAAAUACCGGGUAGACCUUGGCUACAAGAUGAUUUGGAUGAUUGGAUAGAGAGAUUGAAAACUGGUCCACCUCAUAAAUGUGCUGCUAUUUUCGUUGACAAUAGUGGAGUUGAUAUAGUAUUGGGAAUUUUACCGUUUGCUCGUGAUUUAUUGCAACGAGGAACAAAAGUUAUACUGUGCGCUAAUUCUAUGCCAGCAUUAAAUGAUGUUACAUAUCCAGAAUUGGUUGUAACAUUACGAGAUGCAGCAAAAAUAUGCAAAGUUAUUAGACAAGCUCUGAAAGAAAAUCGUUUGUUUGCCAUGGAGACAGCUCAAGCUAGUCCCUGUCUUGAUUUAAGCCGACUCAAUUUAGAUCUAUGUCUUGCGAUGGUAAAACAUAACGUCGAUCUUAUCGUAUUAGAGGGAAUGGGUAGAACGCUUCAUACGAAUCUUUAUGCAAAGAUGACUUGCGAAUGUCUGAAAUUAGCAGUUGUUAAAAAUCGAUGGCUAGCCCUUCGGUUAGGUGGUGACAUGUAUGCUGUAAUAUGUAAAUAUGAACGUCCACCAACGAAUACUAAAGUUUGUGAUAUAGAAAUAAAAAUGAAAGAGGAAUGUUCAUCAGAAUGUGCAGAGAAUGCAACGGACAUUUGCACGUGCAACGCAAAGGGAUAAAUGAUAAAAACGUAUGUGACUAUAUUAGAUUAUGUAUAUUUAAUUAUACACAUUGAAAGAUUUAUUUUAAUUCGAGAAACUGAAAACUGAUACAUUAAAGUAUUUCUUUACUUAUAUUUAAGUGUGUAUAUAAGAAGAAGCGAAAAUCUUCGUAUACUUAUAAUUUUGAAUGAAAAUAUUAUACAAGAAACAUUAUUUAAAUACUUUUUUAUAAAAUUUAUCGUUAUUCGUUUUCAAUAGAGUAAUUAUUAUACAAUUUAUAUAUAGUAUUUAUGAAUGAAGCUUGGUCCUCGGAAAUAUGUUUUUAAUAUCAUGAAAUCAUCUUUACCAAGCUUCGUGAUCUAGCCUACAUGUUUCGAAUAUGAAACGUAUUUCAAUGUAUUUGAAUAUGAAAAUUUUGGCACUGACAAGAAACAUUGGUUUCACCUAGUCAAAAAUAAUAAAAUUAUGUUCUUCGUGAUUUAGAGAGAAGAUGACAUAAAGGGAAUAAUGACGACCAAUUAUAAUGAUUACAGAUCUGUAUCAUAUAAAUACUGUACAGUACAUAUUCUGUGAUAAUGUAACGUUCUAAUAGAAAGUUACAUAUUCGUGUAAAUUAAAACAGUAAAUUGAUAGACAAUAUAAUAGAAUAACACAUAAAAAGUAAAACAGUUUAAGAUACCAAUGUUUUUUGACUUCGAAAUUUUUUGUAUAGAGAUCUAUCGCUUCAUGUAAAAUUAGGAAUUUUUUUGUUUAACAUAUUUUUCUUUGUGAAAAAGAAUUCAAGAGGAAUAUCACUUACAUGAAAUUAAUGAGCAAGAUAUGCGUCGCCAAAAAUGACCAAUUUGUUAGAAUACAGUUCUAAGAUUUUAUAGGGAGAAACGAAUAAAAGACAAAAAUGAACUAAAUACAGAACAAAUUGUUGAAACUUAAAACGAUGUUAGUAUGGUUUACAAAUUAAAAACUUCUAUGUGAACCAUUUGUUAAUACUCAAUCCAUAUACAUCUAUGUGAUAUUUGAUUUGUUUUGUAAAAUGUAAAUAAAACGUAAACUUCUUUGAGAUUUAAUUACAGGAUAUUCUAACGAUCAUUAAAAGUAAUAAUUAAUCAAGUCGAAGAAGUUUUGCUUUCACAAUAGUUUCAUUUGCGCAUUGUUUUAACCAAACAAAAACACAAUAUUGAUCUAACUAAAUUUUGUUAUAUUACAUACUUACGAUGUUGAUCUUUUACUCAUAUACACUGCUCAAAACAAUUAAAUGAUCAUUUUUCGCGUUUGAUUAUACUACUUAUUUACUAGGUAUAUAUACUCUUUUUUUUUUAAUUAUUGUCUUAGGGCUAAUAUUUGUCUCGAUAUCAUACGAAUAACAUGUCAAUCUAUCAAGUCAAUAAUAACGAUCUCCUAAUUAUUUUCAGCAGUGUAUAAUAUCUUAUUUUACGAAUCAAAUGCAAAUGUAUUUUUGAAUAAUAAAUUUCGUACAACAUA
Messenger RNA from Bombus pascuorum, 4076 nucleotides. Its product is annotated as 4'-phosphopantetheine phosphatase. Gene Ontology annotation, cellular component: cytosol; nucleus. Lineage: Eukaryota; Metazoa; Arthropoda; Insecta; Hymenoptera; Apidae. The transcript has 13 exons. Gene Ontology annotation, molecular function: ATP binding; pantothenate kinase activity. The record is from RefSeq and is a predicted model, not a curated record. Bases 243 to 2615 code for a protein of 790 amino acids. Gene Ontology annotation, biological process: coenzyme A biosynthetic process.